Molecule: messenger RNA, 3650 nt
Organism: Hermetia illucens (black soldier fly)
Lineage: Eukaryota; Metazoa; Arthropoda; Insecta; Diptera; Stratiomyidae
Gene: Mat89Ba
Product: nucleolar protein 6
Exons: 6
Coding region: 85-3639 (1184 amino acids)
Biological process (GO): rRNA processing; tRNA export from nucleus
Cellular component (GO): CURI complex; small-subunit processome; UTP-C complex
Source: RefSeq, a predicted model, not a curated record
UCACGUGCGAGGUGUGACUUAUGUCAGGUUAUGCGUUUAUUUAUAUCUGGUUUCUCAGUUGUCCGGUAAAGUAAAUUAGUGAAAAUGGGCAAGAUGAAACGGAAACCGGUCAUAAACGAAAAGAGUGAUUCCGAAGACUCGGAGAAUGACUCCAUGAUAGAGAAUGACACAAGUGAAAACGAAGAUUCAGAGAAGGAUUCUAUGAUAGAAAACGGUACAAGUGAGAGCGAAGAUUCGGAUAGUGAAAAUGAGUCGGCUAGCUUAUCGUCAGAUGAGGAAAAUGAAGAUUCCGGUCAUAGCGAACUUCAACCGGAAGCGUCUAGAAAAAGAAAGCAAAGCACUACUACCUUGGAAUCUGCCAACGCGAAAAAGGUCAAGGAGGACAGAAAACUGUACAAACAACCAACUGUUGAGGAAAUCAAUCAACUUCGUGAAACCGAAAACCUCUACCAUUCGAAUUUAUUCCGUUUGCAAAUACAAGAAAUGCUGAAUGAAGUUCGAGUCAAAGAGAAGUACAAGUCCUUUGCAAGGUCAUGGCUUGAAGAAUUCAACACUUUCCUGUCCAUGCAGAAAUCUAUGCCCGAGAAAGUAGUGGGCACAAAUGCAUUUUUUUUGACCAAGAAAAAGAUUAUUAAGCCAGUAAACUUGAGAAAACUAUAUUCAAAAAAUUUCCACUUUCAAUUCAUUGCUCCUCAAGAAAAAGCAUUUCUGAUUGGAUCAGCUGAAACGGACACAUGGAUAGGUGACAAACUCAUUGCGGAUGUUUGUGUUCCAAUGCCCAGCAAAUGCUUCCAGAAAGAGGACUAUCUGAAUUUAAUCUACGAUCAAAAGCGUGCCUUGUAUUUGGCAUACAUCGCAAACCAAAUGCUCAAGAAAAAAUUUCAUGCGACUGAUUUGAAGUUCAAUUUUACCCAUAAUAAUCCAUACAAACCUGUUUUGGAGGUAGUUCCUGAUGGAAAGAUAGGAAAGAAAUUAACUUUCCGAAUAUAUGUUUCGGGCGACGAAAAAUCUUUCAAAUUGAAUCGAUUUGUUCCUUGGAACAGUAAUAUUCGGGACAGUCUGUUUCGCAAAAAGAAAGAGAAUGAUGAAGACGAGAUUCCUUUAGCAACGCCAAAUUAUAAUGCAACCGUGUUGUAUGAUUUAACCCAAAAAGCAAAUCAGGCUUGUAUAAAUCAGACUGUAGGGCAGCAAAAGAAUUUAAAGGAUGGAUUGAUCUUAUUGAAAAUCUGGUUACGUCAGAGGAAGUUGGAUGUUGGCUUUUGUGGAUUCAGCAACCAUUUGAUGGCACUGCUUGUCGUAUAUUUGUUCAAACAACGGAAGAUACAUGCUUCAAUGAGCAGCUACCAAGUGGCGAGGAACGUUUGGAAUUAUCUUGCAACAAGUACAUGGAACCUUCCUGAGAAGGGUAUUUCCCUAAGCACCAACUACGGUCUGCCAAAUCAACCAACCUUGGAACAGUUUCACACGUAUUACGAGAUUGUGUUUGUGGACUCAACUGGGUACCUUAACUUGUGCUCCAAUCUAUCAUUGGAAGUGUACUUGGCCAUUAAAUAUGAAUCGCAACGAGCUCUGGAAUUGUUGAACAACACCAAAGUGAACAGCUUCCAGUCUCUAUUUAUGGCAAACAUUCCAAUAUACACGAGAUUCGAUCACUUUUUGAAGAUCAGUAAUGGGAGUGUAAUCGUCAGAGUUUUGAAGGAAUUUGGCCAAAAAGCAGACAGAUAUAGUUUUGCGGGGCACAAUUAUCCGCAGAUUGCUAAAAUGAUUUGCAAGAUAAUUCGGAAAGGUCUUGGCGAUAGAAUUCAUUACAUGCUGCCAAUUGAAGGUAGUUUUGAACCAUGGUCGAUCAAAAAAGAAUCACCGAAGCCGAACAAAUACGUAAACAUUGGUUUCGUACUCAAUCGCGAAACGGCUUGUGAUAUUCUCGAUAAGGGUCCUCAAGCCAAUGAACCAUCUUCCGAAGAGUUUCGCAAAUUUUGGGGUGAAAAGUCACAAUUACGUCGUUUUCAAGACGGAUCGAUUACUGAAGCGUGUGUUUGGGCACCAGCCACGGCUACACCCAUCGUGAAGCGGCUUGUUGUGAAAGAAAUCGUAAAAUACUUGCUCGAUUACCACCUCAAAAUAAAAAGUCGGGAAUGUCAGUACUUUGCAAAUGAAUUCGACUUGGCUUAUAGUUUAGAUAAACUGUUCUAUGUUUUCGAAAUGGGCAGAGAAGACGCUGAGAAUACAAGUUUGAAAGUAAUUCAAAAAUUUGAUGAUAUCGCGAAAAAAUUACGAAGCUGUGACGAUCUUCCGCUGGAUAUUACAUCAGUUCAGGGCAUCUCUUCAGUCUUCCGAUACUGCGAUCCUGUGCCGACAUUAAGUAAUGCCUCACAUUAUAAAGAAGAUGAUAAGUUAGUUUUUCAAGGAUACAAAGUCUGCCGUGGUGUCAUACAGCUGGGAUUGAGCGGGAAGUGGCCAAAUGAUCUGGGAGCAUUGCGUCGUCUCAAAACUGCUUUUCAUAUCCAGAUAGCUCGGACUCUGCGAGAAAAAUUCAAACUAAUCACCCGAGGCGAUAUAAGCGGUGUCUAUAUUUUGAAUGAUGGGUAUUUAUUCAAAGUAGAGAUUUUCCACCAGAAGGAAGUGGCGUUGAUGAAGAAAACGAUUUCAGUGAGAGGCGCAGUGCAGUACGUCGAUACGGUGGAAAGUAUGGAAUUUGAACGAAAAUUGGAUGUUUUACCAAAAGUCACAAGCGCUUUACAUGGAUUAUAUCAAAGGUGUACGAGCUUCGGGCCGACAGUUAUGAUCGCAAAACGGUGGCUCAAUUCCCAACUUAUAGAUUCGUACCUGUGGCCAGAGGAAUGUACUGAACUUUUGGUUGCAUCACAGUUUUUGAAACCUGGAAGUUGCCCAAAUCCCGUUCAACCGCAGACUGGUUUCUUCCGAUUCUUGGAUCUUUUAGCCAACUUUGAUUUUAAAAAUGAAUUAGUUGUUUUGAAUUUCAACGAUGAAAUCACGCAUGAUGAGAUCGUGGAAUUAGAGGCAAAAUUCGCAGCAGAGCGAGAUUCAUAUCCACCUCUGGCAAUCAUCACAUCAUUCGACACUAAGAAGGAUUGCAUUUGGUCCAAACAAUCUCCUAGUCCUCACAUUCUGGCGCGGGUCAUUCUCCUGGCCAGAUUUGCGUUGAGACAAAUCGAUAUUGCAUUUUCGACUCAACGCAUCCUGUUAGCUAACGAAUUGUUUAUUGCGUCGUUGGAUGGCUACGAUGUUCUCAUUACAUUGAAUCCAAAUUUGGUCCGGUCGUGUCACGCUCAUAAUUUCGAACCGCUGCCAAUUGCCGGGAAACGCCUUGAUGUGACGGUACCUGCUGCAGAUUUUGAUCCAGUUCAGAAGGGAUUACAGGAGUUACGAGACGGGUUUUCUGAAUUUGCUGUGUUCUUUUAUAAUCCAUGCGGUGGAAAGCAUAUAGGUGUGAUAUGGAAACCCGAAUGUUUUACAGAACGAGAAUUCAAGAUUGGCAAUGUGAAUGGAUGUUUUGUUGAGGGGAACGGUGUUGUUAAGUGUAAUGUGACGCAACUUAUUAACGAUAUUAAAAUUACCUUGAAAGGAUUGUUUGCUAAUGUGGAAGAUUUAAGAGCAAAUCGAAUAAAGGCGCAGUGAGGAAUCGAAAA